AUGUCACGCUCCAGUGCAUCGGAAUGUGCAGAGCCAUGCAACGUCAUUUCAAGCUGCUUGAAGCAGGGGCGCGUGUGUCCGGACGAGGACCUGCUCAGAAAGGCCCUUCCUGCACUGGCAGGCUCUGGGCACCAUAAGGAAGUCAAGCUGGAGGUGAUGCCAGAUCAGGAGUUGAACGUGCUUCAGUUGCUGCCUGAGAAGCCUACCCGUGGGCUGGCAAGAGAUGAUUCCUGGCUAGGGGUCUCCAGCCACUCCGAAGGCAACUUGGCCUUUCAUGACAGUCCCUCCAGUUCGGGCGUGGAGGCCUACGGCAAGGGAUCCAGUUCGACGAAGGCUGGGCUAGUGUCUCCGAAGCCUCCUAAAGACGAACCAAUCACGCCUUCGCUGGGCAAGCUUGAUCUUCGAAGGUUUCAUCAGCGCAUUGGCAUAGCCUUGAUUGGGCGAUCUGGACCGGGAAUAAACAACGUCAUCAUGGGCUUAUUCGACUACGUCCAGGCAUGGAGCGGCACUGUGGUAUGCAUUGCCAUGGGCCUUGCCGGGCUUGUGAACGGAUACUCCUUCGAGCUGACUGAGGAGUUGCUGGCUCCGCACCGUAACCAAGGAGGCUGCGAUUUGCUUGGGCAGAGCCAGCCCGAGGAUAUUGAAAAGCUGGGCGGUGAACUGCACGCCUGUGCCAGCACCUGCAGAAGAUUGAAGUUGGAUGGUUUGGUGGUUUGGGGAGGCAGCCCAGCCAGCAACGUGAUUCAGAGAUGCCUUCUGUUUUUUCUGGAUGUGGAUGGAUGGGAAGCCGUCAGGGCAAUCCUGAGUGCUUAUUUCCCUAUUCAAGACAUGGCUUUCUCUGCUGGGCUGGCUGAUGGGCGCCACUUCACUUUUGAGAAGGGACAAACUUCCAUGUCAACUCCCCUUGCCAUGGCAUCCUCAAGCAAGUUUCCGGCCGCAAUUGCUAUUGCUGGGUGCGUGGCGGAAGGGCAUUUGACGUUUGAUACCUUCGCACACGAGGUUUUUCCCUGGUGGACGUCGGAUCCCGCUGUUCCAAAGAGUCGUGUGACUUUACGGAAUUUGAUGUCUUUCACGAGUGGCUUCUACUCCCCUGACACGGGUGGAAGUGUACCCUGCCUUGGUGCCAAUGCGUCGGUUUACACAGCAGAAGCCUGCGCAAGGGAAAUCUACGACCUCGCUCCUUUCCUCUACGAGCCAGGAACAACUUGGGCAUAUAAUUCAUUCCAUUUACAGGUUGCUGGGGCCAUGGCUGCCUAUGCAGCGGGCAUCUCUGUGCAGGAGCUGCUUCAUCGCUACCUUAUCCAGCCCUUGAAGUUGAAUGCAACCAUGUGGAUGGGUGGAGGGAACCCGGGCCUGGCUGGAAAUAUGAUGACAACAGGCAACGACUACGACCGAAUCUUGCGGGCAUACGUGGGCCACGAAUUGAUCCCUGAGAAGGUCAGCAAGGAGAUGGAAAGAGAUUAUUUGGAUGGCGUGCAAGUUGCAAACUCCAGCACUUUCUUGGUCCAGCUGCUUGGUCAUUAUUCCAUGUGCAAUUACUUCGAGUGUUUUCCGCCAAAGACCAGCGGAUUUACCGACCAAUGCAAGAGGGCCAAUGUACAUAUGGAUGCUGGCUUGUUUGGCUACUAUCCUUUGGUGGACCGUGCGAAGGGGAUGUACAUGCAGAUCGUGACCAUGAAGUUUCCGCAAUCCCAGGCAACCUACUUUGCACCGACCAUCGCUUCGAUGGCCUUGCGUCUCAUCACGAAGGGCUGGGUUGACAAAGCCCUGCGCUUGCCCACGCAGGAGACAAACAAGCUCCGGACUCGGACAAUCAUGCAUGAAGCCCCUGGUCUCUUGCUUAAGCUUGCUUCAGCUUGCUCUUUUGUUAAACCGUUCCUAAGUCCUAAGUAUCUUUCCCCGAAAGUCUGA
Symbiodinium pilosum is the source of this 1911-nucleotide messenger RNA. The record is from the annotation of a GenBank genome assembly. Lineage: Eukaryota; Dinophyceae; Suessiales; Symbiodiniaceae.